AACACACAACACAGUCCAAAAAAGCUCUGUUCUUACUAACCGAACAACAAUGGAGUCAUCAUCUUCCGCAAAACCCUCGGUGGGCCCCACACCCACCCCCAACCCCCUCCUAUCCCUUUCCACUUUCAUCCACCGCCUCGGCAACCAACUCACCACCCGACUCGAAGACACCAAGCGCCUCGCCGCCGCCGCCUUUCUACCACCACCGCCGCCGCCGCCGCUGUCCCUGCCCUUCGCCUCCGUGUCUCAGCGUCAGGGAAAGCAAUCCGCCGCCGCCGCCGCCGUCCAGGAAACCUCACUGAAUUCGGAGCACGUGGCGAGGAGGCUCGCCGGAACCUCAGUUUACACAGUGAGCAACACAAACAAUGAGUUCGUGCUCAUAUCCGACCGCGACGGGGUUAAAUCCAUCGGCUUGCUUUGUUUCCGGCGAGAAGAUGCCGAAGCUUUCCUUGCUCAGGUUCGGUCGAGAAGAGGAGAAUUGAGAGGUGGGGCGAAAGUGGUGCCGAUAACUCUUGACCAGGUUUAUAUGUUGAAAGUCGAAGGAAUAGCGUUCCGGUUUUUACCGGAUCCCGUUCAAAUAAAAAACGCGUUAGAGCUAAAAGCAUCCGAGAUCAAGACUGGGUUCGAUGGAGUUCCUGUUUUCCAGUCGGACCUUCUAGUCGUGAAGAAAAGGAACAAGCGGUAUUGUCCCAUAUACUUUCAGAAGGAGGAUAUAGAGAGAGCAUUAUCAACAGUGUCGAGGGUUUCAAGAGGACCUGGUGCCGCUCAGCACAUUAUGGUUGGAAGUUUGGAGGACGUUCUCAAGAAAAUGGAGAUAAAUGAAAAGAACUCGGGCUGGGAAGACUUAAUCUUCAUUCCACCUGGUAAAAGCCAUUCCCAACACAUUCAAGAUGUCGCAAAAGUAUAAGACGACAAGUAGGCAAGUUUAUAAACUCACUUGGUCAUCAAAGUUGAUCGGCAAAAUUUUCGACCCUUUGCUCCAUACGGUAAACGACCAUUUGAUUUUUUUUUGGCACAUUGAAGUAAAUUGAGGAGCUAAUUUUCAUCUUUCUUCUUUCUUGAUUCGUCUUUUGUAUUUAUUUAUUUUUAUAUUCUUUCUUUUUCGUUGCCUAUGUUAAGAUCGGCAUAUGUACUUGUAACAAAUUUUGGUUCGUGAUGAUGUAUCUUCAUGGCACAACGAGUUACUUGGAAUCGUGAUUUAAUACACCUUUUUUUUUUUUUUU
Erythranthe guttata (spotted monkey flower) is the source of this 1223-nucleotide messenger RNA. It is a transcript of the gene TIC22-IV, whose product is annotated as Tic22-like family protein. NCBI's taxonomy places the organism in Eukaryota, Viridiplantae, Streptophyta, Magnoliopsida, Lamiales, Phrymaceae. Gene Ontology annotation, cellular component: chloroplast. Gene Ontology annotation, biological process: protein transport. The record is from RefSeq and is a predicted model, not a curated record.